UUCUUUUGGGAGUGGGCAUUUUAUCAUCCGGCUCCAGAGGCAGCCUCCGACAGAGCCUGCAAACGCCUCCAAGCUCCGUCCCUCUUUCUGGUCGGAAAGGGCAGCAAAUCAAGUGUGCCGUUUUCCCCCAAAAUUCACAUCCUUUUUUAAAUUCGGGGAGACCGGUUACUGGUUCACUAGCCGAUCUUUUGCUGCAUCGGCGGCUGGACAAGCGAGGGGGUGAGCCGCACAUCCCGGGCUAGGUCUGCCCUGUAUGUGCGAUCCAAGGGCAUGCGACCCCGAAGCCUGGAGCCGAUGAAAAGUGGGGACCGCAGACAGAACUACAUGAUUCUCACUGUCACCAUUCUGGCUUUCUGUCUUCCACGUCCUGGGAAUGCACAGCAACAGUGCACGAACGGUUUUGACCUGGACCGCCCGUCGGGACAGUGCAUAGAUAUCGAUGAAUGCCGGACCAUCCCCGAGGCCUGCCGAGGAGACAUGAUGUGUGUGAACCAAAACGGCGGGUACCUGUGCAUCCCCCGGACAAACCCAGUGUAUCGGGGGCCCUACUCGAACCCCUACUCCACCUCCUACUCAGGUCCAUACCCAGCAGCUGCCCCUCCGCUCCCGGCUCCAAACUACCCCACGAUUUCCAGGCCUCUCAUCUGCCGCUUCGGAUUCCAGAUGGAUGAAGGCAACCAGUGUGUGG
This is a messenger RNA of Myotis lucifugus (little brown bat), 688 nucleotides long. Its product is annotated as fibulin-5-like. The annotation marks the transcript as partial. Gene Ontology annotation, molecular function: calcium ion binding. The record is from RefSeq and is a predicted model, not a curated record. NCBI's taxonomy places the organism in Eukaryota, Metazoa, Chordata, Mammalia, Chiroptera, Vespertilionidae. The transcript has 4 exons.